This is a messenger RNA of Chenopodium quinoa (quinoa), 1508 nucleotides long. Its product is annotated as transcription factor bHLH25-like. The transcript has 4 exons. Gene Ontology annotation, molecular function: protein dimerization activity. NCBI's taxonomy places the organism in Eukaryota, Viridiplantae, Streptophyta, Magnoliopsida, Caryophyllales, Amaranthaceae. The coding region runs from base 504 to 1019 and encodes 171 amino acids. The record is from RefSeq and is a predicted model, not a curated record.
AGUAAUUUUCCAAACCUAUAGUUAUUAGAUACAGUUAUUACCACUAAACCAAGUAUUUUUUUGUAUUUAUUUACGGGGAGUAGUUGCGUGAGACCAAUUACUAACACACGUUAUCAAAAUACACAACCGGAUGAUCUUAUUGUAUAAUCGUCAAUGAUUCUAAUAAUGACACUGAUAUUAUUAUCUUUUAUGCUCACGCUAUCCAUGCCAUCUUUUGUUUAUUGGUUUAAUUCAGUACAAAAAAAAUCGAUUAUUAAAGCGGUGGAUUCCUUAAUUAUAAGUAGCAAACUUAGAUUGGUACAAUUUUCAAUUCAUUGAUACUAAAUUGGGAUAAAUGGAGUCCUUUCAAUACAGCCCGACUCCGUCUUUAGAGAGCCUUAUCUUCUUGCACGACUGAUGAUCAAGACUUUGGCGAAAUCGGUGUCGACGGAACUCUACAUCGUGGUGGCUUUGAGGUCCCUGAGGCGAAAGAAAGCCGUGGGUGUAACAACAGAACUGGAUCCAUGGCUUUAAACUCUAGUUUGUUGAGUCAAUACCAUGCUAUUGCGGAACGACGUAGAAGAGACAAACUUAGCCAAAGAUUCAUUGCUCUCGCAAAAGUCAUUCCUUGCUUUGAAAAGAAGGAUAAAAGAUCUGUGCUUGAAGAAGCAAUUAAGUACGUGAAACAGCUCCAAGAACGUGUUAAAGACCUUGAAGAAAAAGCAAAGCCUCAAAAUGUUGAAUCAGCAAUGCUAGUGAAGAGGAAACAUAAAAACAAAGAAACCGUUGAUUUGCAAUUUCCAGAAAUAGAAGCUAAAGUAAGCAACAAGGACGUGUUGCUUAGAAUUUAUUGUAAGAACCAACAUGGAUUACUAGAAACGAUAUUGAACGAAAUGGAGAAGGUUAACUUGUCUAUUAAUGGUACCAGCUUUCUUUCUUUUGGGAAUCAUGACAUGGAUAUCACUACAAUCGCCAAGAUGAAUGAAAACUUCGGAAUCACAGCAAAGGAGCUUGUGCAAAAACUAAGGAUGGUUCUCUAAGCUAGCUGCAUCUUACGAAGUACUACGUACAUGCAUACUUUUGUCAAACAAUGGAUUUGUUGUACCAGUAUAAGUACAUAUAGGCCUUUGGCAAAUCUAAAUGGAGGAAUCCUUUCUCGUACUUAAUUGAUAUGGAGUACUUUUUCAUUAAGUGGAAUAUUUAAUUUAGUAAUGCUAUACACAGCCCUUAGGAAUACAAUUAAGCAUUUAAUAUCUUUCCAUUUUUGGUAUAAGUUUAGGAAUGCAUGACAAAAUCACGCGUAAAUCAAUGUAAUUGAUGAAUAUAUUUCAUUAAUAAUUUUUUCUUUUAACUUCUUAUACAUAUCCCUUAGGCCUACAUAAAGCAUUUUCCUUUUAUUUAACUUAACAAUUAUACUACUCGUCAAAUUUCGUUGAAAAAAAAAAAUAUGUAUCACAGGUCCUUAGAGCACUCCCGGCAGUGAGGAAAAAAGCCCUCACAAGUAAAAAUAAAGGUGUAAAAAAAAUACC